Chelonus insularis is the source of this 2331-nucleotide messenger RNA. Its product is annotated as hemolymph lipopolysaccharide-binding protein-like. NCBI's taxonomy places the organism in Eukaryota, Metazoa, Arthropoda, Insecta, Hymenoptera, Braconidae. Gene Ontology annotation, molecular function: signaling receptor activity. The record is from RefSeq and is a predicted model, not a curated record. The coding region runs from base 270 to 1652 and encodes 460 amino acids. The transcript is spliced from 3 exons.
AAUUGAGUGCUGAUAUUAAUAUCACGAACAAUAAAACGUGUGCAUCUGAUGCACAAUAAUACACCAUAUCUCUACCAUAUAUAGACUAUUCAUCAGUACAUAAAUAUAGUUUUCAAAUUCGCUGAAUUUUCGUCAUAUGUAAAAAGCUAAAUGUGAGAGUAGAAGCUUUAGUUUAUUAAAGUAUCAAUUGUUUUUUCAAAUUAAUAUUCAUGGAGUUUUUGAAAGUAAUAAUUGUUAAUCUUCGAAAUAAUAAUAAUAAAUAAUCAAAUAUGGCCAUUUAUUGGAUACUGAUUUUUUACUAUUAUAUAAACUGUCAAGUUUUGCUAGUUACUUCUGGCAAUUACGACGAAUCAUCUCUAGAAGAUACUCAAAAUAAUAAUGAUGAAGGUUCUGAUAUUCAACAAUCUGGAUUGAGCAGUAAUGAACAAGAAGACAAAGAUAACACCAUUAUGGAACCUUUUUCGUCUGAAGAGAAAAAAAGUGGUGACCUUACUGAAUUGAAGGAACCAGAAAUAAAUCAUGGUCAAAUACAAAAUUCUCAUGAUGCACAGUUAUCUCACAAUCAAUUCAAAAUGCAUGCAUUGACACAUAAUAAACAUGAAGAAAAUCCGAAAACUUCUAGUAAUAAAAGGGUAAAUAAUGAGACUCAUCAGAGCAGUGUAAACGUGCACGCCAUUCAUUCCAGUAAUCAACAGGAUAUUUAUCGAAGACGAAAUAAUUUACCUACGUCAAAAAAACACAACUUCAACACUAAUUUCAAUCAAAAUAUUAUGGAUGCAAGAGUCGAAGAGAAAAAGAGAUAUCAAGACAUGAGAUAUAUUGCUGAUCAAACUGAAAAAAAAGGUGAAACUUGGAAUAAAAUUUUACCAUAUCUUCCACCUCGAUUUAAGACCAACGAAUUGAAUGAUGAUAAAAAUAUAACUCAAAUUGCACAUACGUUUGCCAAACAUAUCGUUGGUACCUUACCUUUGGAUUUACGAAAUAAUAAAUUAGCAUAUGAUUUAGCUGUAAAAAUGAUUUAUGAAAGAUUGAAAAUGCACAAUGAUGCUGAAUUUCUAGAACAUGAUCCAUAUAAUAAUUCAAGAUUCAAUCAAUCAUCAAAUAGCAGCAAUCGAGUCAACAACUGCUGUUGUUGCGAUGACGAAAAUUCAGCAGUUAUCAUGAAAAUAAGUAAAGAAGAAAGUUAUAAAUGCAAACCGAUUAUAAAUACAGCACCAAGUGAUGGUUAUAUCUUACUUGAAAAUAUUGGAUGGUUUAAAAUUCAUACCAUUCCAAAAACAUGGAAUCAGGCUAGAAAACAAUGUAUUACUGAAGGCGCACAUUUAGCAUUCAUGGAAUCUUCAGAAGAAAUAGAAGUACUAUUGGAUCUUUUUAAACGAACUGUAAAUAUAAAAAAUGCGACCAAUGAAGAGCAGGCCUUUAUUGGUAUUCACGACUUGUUUCGUGAGGGAGACUGGGUAACAAUUCUUGGCGAUUCUAUUCAUAAAAAUGGCUAUACAAAAUGGAGCGAACGAUGGGGUGGACAACCAGAUAAUGGUAGUGGUGUUCAGAAUUGUGGUACUCUAUUAAAAGAAGGAGGAAUGGAUGACGUUAGUUGUAGUGCACAGUUUGCUUUCUUUUGUGAAAUACCAGGAAUUCGUAUUGUUCAUUGAAAUUUUUAUAUUUCAUAUAUAUAUAUUGUAUGAUAUAAAUAAUUAAUAACAUAAUCUUUUUUAGUUUUAAAGAAGAUUUAAAAAAGAAAUUGAAAUAUAAAUAUCAAGUAAUGCAUGACAUAAAUACACAUGUAUAUCACUUUAUACGUUGCAUUAUAUUCUAAAUACAUAGAAUACUAAAUCUGAUAAGUAAAUCAAACUAUUUCAAUAUAUCCAUUUGCAUAUUGAACUUCUUCACAGUAUGAAAACUGUCAAUACCAUCUGUAAUAUUUAUUCAAAUCAUACAAUAUUACUAUCAGUUAAAUUUCAAAACUGUCAUGUUGCUAAAAAAAUUCAACAGUUCAAUAGAAUACUUACGAAUUCUAUUUUAAUUUUCCUGCAUUCUGUCAUUUAAAUAUUCUAUUUCAACUUUCGAGACAUCUCCAUCAGACACAUCAAUAUGAUAACUGUUAAAUCAACACUGCUAUUAUAUUUGUUCAUUAUCAUUAUAGAAAAUAAAUAUUAAUGCAUCAAACUAUAUUUAUCAUAGAGAUUACCAUAAUAUCAAGACCUAAAGAAUUUUAUCAAUCACAUAUACAUUGUAUCCAUCAUGAUUACUCAUAAAUUAAACCUGAUUACAAUAUCUAUCAUUUCGUAUUCAAAUUACAUUAUUUUAUGUGCAAAUUAUAAUAAUGUUAUA